AUGGCCGCCUUUGAGCUGCCUCUGACUGUGCGGGGCAGCCAGGGAUGUGGGGCGAGUGGGGUGAGCUUGCUUGGGAGGGACAGGAGGGUCCUGUGGUGCCACUUGGGGAGUAGAAAGGUUUGGGGAGCCACCAGGAAUGCUGGCACGUCCUCACUGGCGGCGCUAGGAGGAAACCUGCCAUGCGGGGCAGAGAGCCUUCCGAGGCAGAGGGUCCCAGCUCUGCUGCGCUCAGGCUGCUGGUACCGGGUGGCAGCUCUCUGGUGGCCCUUUCUGCAGCGGGGCUGCUUUCUGAGCGCAGCCUGCUUCUUGCAGCCUGAUCCCAAGCAAGGACCUUCGACGGUGCCCUCUAGCAACAGAGGAGGACUUUGCCGCUCACCAGCCGUCGUCUUGAAGGCAAGCGCUUCCGACCUGCAGCUGGAGGAGCUGCUGGCUGGCACGCGGUGUGCAAAGGCUCACCUGGAGCUCUUGGCCUUACAGGACUUCCUCCGAAGCAUCCCCUCCAAGCUCCUCAUGACGGACCUCUACGGGGACUGGAUGGCAGCCAUGCAGAGGAGCAGCAAGGAGGAGAAGAUCUCGGAGCUGAAAGCGGUGGCCAAGAAGCUGCCUGCGGCCAAUGUCCUCCUCCUGAAGCAGCUUCUGUCCCUCCUCUGGCACAGCGGCCACAACGCAGCCACCAGCACGAUGAGCUGCACCAACCUGGCCAUCUGCGUUGGGCCUAACUUGCUGAGCCCACCCAACGAGGACCUGCUCCCGCUGGAGGCCAUGCUGGAGGUGACUGACAAGGUGAAGGUGCUGGUGGAGUUCCUGAUAGAGAACUGCAGGGACCUCUUUGGGGAGGAGAGGAGUGACCUUUCCAGCCCACCAGCCCAGGAGGAGUCGCCAGCCCCCACGGAGACACCCAGAGGUGGGUUUGAUGACCUACAUGCUUGUGCUGACCCUGGAGCCCCUGAACAUGGAUACAAGACACCCAGUGCAGGUGUUUUCUUUGAAAGUGUGGUAGUCCGGUUUCAUUGCCAAGAAGGAUACAGGCUUAAUGGUACUUCAAAAAAACUUUGUGUGAGACACUUUAAUGGCUCCCUGAGCUGGAAACCAAGCGAUAAACCUGUGUGCCUACAAGAAGUCACAGAUUGCCUUGUUCCACUUGUUGAAGAUGCAGAGAUUCAUAACAAGACAUACAGGACUGGCGAUAAGUUAAUAAUCAGCUGUCAUGAAGGAUUCCAGAUCCGUUACCCUGACUUAGACAACAUGGUUUCAAUAUGUCAAGACGAUGGAACAUGGGAUAAUCUGCCCAUUUGUCAAGGUUGCCUGAGGCCAUUGGUUCUUCCUCAUAGUUACACUAAUAUAUCUGAGUUCGAGUCCUCCUCCCCCAUAGGAACAGUGGUGUAUUAUCAAUGCUUUCCUGGAUAUAAACUAGAAGGGGCAGAGUUGCUUGAGUGCAUGUAUAACCUUAUCUGGUCAGAUAGCCCACCUAGGUGCCUUGAUGUGGAAGUUUGUCCACUACCUCCAAUGGUGAGUCAUGGAGACUACAUCUGCCACCCACGGCCUUGCGAGCGUUACAACCAUGGGACGGUGGUGGAGUUUUACUGUGAUCCUGGGUACACCCUCACCAAUGACUACAAGUACAUCACCUGCCAGUACGGAGAGUGGUUCCCCUCCUACCAAGUAUACUGUGUCAAAACAGAACAAACCUGGCCAAAUACACAGGAGACCCUCCUCACUACGUGGAAAAUAGUGGCGUUUACUGCUACCAGCGUUUUAUUGGUACUGCUACUGGUUAUUUUAGCCAGGAUGUUCCAGACCAAAUUUAAGACACACUUCCUUCCAAGAGGCAACCAGGAGGGCUCCAUGGGUGACCCUGACUUCGUGGUGGUGGAUGGCGUUCCUGUCAUGCUGCCUUCCUACGAUGAAGCUGUAAGCAGCGGCUUGACUGCUCUGGCACCUGGAUACUCAGCUACCGCAGACCAGGGGCAUAUUUUGCAGACAGAAGAUCAGAAUCCUCCCGCUUACCCCGGCCCCAGGAUUACAGACACGCUGCCUAGCGAAUUUGAGACCUGUGACAGUAGGUUGGUCUCCUCUGAACUGCUCCAAAAUUUGUACCCAUCCCUGGCAUGCCAAGCGGCAGCGCUUCCCUGCUCAGAUCGAACUGACGUAUCCCGUAGCACUGCUGGGGAGGCUGUGUCCACGAGUCCACAGAUCGAUAUUGCAGAUGAGAUUCCUUUGAUGGCAGAAGACCCUUAGCCUGCACAGAGAUGUGUCUUCGUCGCAUUGCACUGUUGGGUGACAUGAAUCAUGAGGAUUUAGAGAUAGAAAAGACUAUCUGCAGACUUGGGGAGGGUAUUUUCCUACUUACCAAUCUUCCACGCGAUAAUGUCACCAGAUUGGGUGUACAUCUUAAUCCACAGCGGGGAUAACAGCAUCAGCAUUUGGAACAGCAGCAGUUUUAUGAAUGAAUCCUGGGGAUUUGAUGAGAGCAGAUGUAGAAAAAGAACUGUGGCUUUUUAGAAAUGAAAUGUAUAUCUGCAUCGCAGAAAGUCAUAUAGUUCUGUAAGAAAUGCUAUUGGAUUUUGAUACUAACUGCCUCACAAAAGCAUGUCAAAGUGUGUAAAUUUGCUUAUAAAGACUGCUUUAAAUGAUCUAUGGACCUCUAGUUUAUGAAGAAUCCUUACAAGUU
This is a messenger RNA of Opisthocomus hoazin, 2671 nucleotides long. Lineage: Eukaryota; Metazoa; Chordata; Aves; Opisthocomiformes; Opisthocomidae. The record is from RefSeq and is a predicted model, not a curated record.